AUGAAGCGUAAGAAACUGAAUGAAUUUAUACCACGGGAGCUGUCCAUGGAGCAGAUCUUGCCCAUCCCCAAAGACUGUAUCCUACUCUUUGACAGCCUGGCAAUACAAGAAGCCUCAUGAAAUGACCAUAAGACAUACUUUGAGAAAAUAGGGUUAUUUGGAAAAGACUCAAGUCAAUGUUUUUGUUGUUGAGGAUUUAGAUUUUUGGACAAUGGAUAUGUCCCACGAGUCUCAUUCACAUAAAUUCUGUGUAAAUUCCAAUAUUGCUCAGUAAGUCAUGAUGAGCCUCUGCCCCGCCUCUAACCCAGUCAUCUCACGCUAACUAUCGUCUUGGUCAAGGCACAAGAGCUAUCCAUCCGGGCAACUUCAUAUUUUUGGAUAGAGAUAAAUGUAACCUGUCUCAGCAAGAUGAAACUAUGUGGAAUUCGAGCUUCACCUGAGUUUUAUUUUCUGCUUGAAUAUUAUUCCAGGUAGGCUAUAGUUUCUCUCUUUUGCUGAACUAUGCACAGUUGAAAAUGGUAAAUUCACGAUGUACAUAUUUAGGAAUGUAUAUGGUAUGUUAAGUGUCUUUAUAUCAACACACGCUUACAUUCCAAUCGCAAUGAGUGUUCUCAUUUUGUUUUUUCAUUUAAAACAUCAUGCAAGUGGUGAGUUAAAUGGUUUCAUGACUGGUUUAGAGUAGCCUCUUGACAGAUAGCUUGUUGGAUUUGUAUUACAUUAAGUGUUACUGAUGUAACUGAUGUAAACUACAUUAUUGCUGGUCUCUUAAUGAUGAAUCAUUGUGACAUCUACAGUGGUCGAUCAUUUCCUUUAUCCCAGUCAGAUUCUGAUUAGAUAACCGUCACCGCUGUUUCCCAAGCAGGAGGCAGGAUCUCCCUGCCAGUUGUUUAGGGAUCGUCUUAUAUAAUGUAAUCCUGUGGCCCUUUUCUGCAUUCUCCUCAAAAGGCUUUAUUGAAACAGUGAAGCAGGGUAACAUCUGGCUCACCCAAAUCCACUGAGACCACUGUAAACAGUUGCUUCUGGCAGUGUUCUGAACUCAAUUAUGUUCGUCAAGAAUUUGAAAUGAAUUCCCGGAAGAAAAAAAACAUAUCCUAUAAUAGAAAUAAUAAAAAAAACGGGAUUAAAGACUGGAGAGAAAGUGAAAUGGUCUAGUAAAUUCCAAGUAUGCAGAAGAUUUGCACAACUGUAUUUUGUUAAACUCAUGCAAAUAUUAUUGGAUUUUUCUAUACAAAUGGAGAAAAAAGCAUCAGCAUGAAGGACUUCAGGGCGGCAGGUAGCCUAGCGUUUAGAGCGUUGGGCCAAUAACCGAAAGGCUGUUGAUUCGAAUACCUGAGCCGACAAGGUGUACCCUUGAGCAAGUAACUUAUCCCUAGUUUGCUCCAGGGGUACCAUACUACUAUGGCUGACCAUAUAAAACAACACAUUUCACUGCACCUAUCUGGUUUAUGUGACAAUAAAAAUACAUUUUCCCCCCUUUUUUUAUGCAUGCAUUCAACCUACAAGAACAGUGUACAGUGUAUCUAUUAGACUGUAUUAUAGCCUAUCCCUGUUAAUUUUCUAUGGUGGUAUUAUAUGGCAAAUGUCCCAUGGAUUAGGGCGUGUAUCAACACAUCCCUGCUUGGGGUCAACAGAUGCCUCAGUUGCAUCUGCUGGCUCAUAAUGGCAGCUUUGCUUGAUCUCUUGCUAUAGCAUCAGAAGGGUAAUCUACUCCCAAAUACCCCCAGUGUUCUGCACCAUCUGCCAUGACAUGUCCUCUGACACACUAAGACUUUUACCCAUGUACAGGUAACUGCCAAAAUAAAGGAAACACAUGAGUAAAUGAAGGAUACAAAGUACUGUAUAUUGAAAGCAGGUGCUUCCACACAGGUGUUGUUCCUGAGUUAAUUAAGCCAUUAACAAUCCAUCAUGCUUAGUGUCAUGUAUAAAAAUGCCCAGUUGCCCAUUAUUUUGGCUACCAUGGCUAGAAGAAGAUAUCUCAGUGACUUUGAAAGAUGGGUCUCAAAGGAGCAUAGGGGGUUUAAAGUGUGUGUGUGUGUGUCACCAGAUUUCAACCCAAUUGAAUACUCAUGGGAAAUUCUGAAGCGGUGCCCGAGACAGCAUUUUCCAGCACCAUCAACAAAACACCAAACGAUGGAAUAUCUCAUGGAAGAAUGGUGAUGCCUCCCUCCAAUAGAGUUCCAGACACUUGUAGAAUCUAUGCCAAGGCACAUUGAAGCUGCUCUGGUGGAUCGUGUUGGCCCUAUUAAGACACUUUAUGUUGGUGUUUCCUUUAUUUUGGCAGUUACCUGUAUGUCCCAGAGACUUUGUUCUGACUGACAUCAGGUUGUCACAGAUUGUCAUUUUUGAAUAAAUGUAUGAAUAUGAUCUAGUGCUCACUAAAUUACAAAUUAAUUAAAUUAAAUUGAUUGUGUUUUUGGUGUUUAGGUGAGAAUGAUGUUGAACAUGUUUAACAUUGCUCUCCAUGUUCUUUCUUAUCCAUUUUUAAAUAACAUAUUAGUCAUUUAGCAGACACUGUUCUCUCUGCCCUGUCCUAGCCUGUUGGAGUGCUCAUGGGAAGUAUGCCCAGAAGCUGCUGAAAGAUUUGUUUACUAACUACACCAGUGCCCUGAGACCGGUAGAGGACACAGACAACAUCCUCAAUGUGACCCUGCAGAUCACCCUCUCACAGAUCAUUGACAUGGUAACAGCUUUCUUACAUGUAAACUAUGGCUAUUUCAGCAAUACAACAAUAAUAAAGAGAUUCCCAAAAAAGAUCUCAAACAAAAAUCUCAUACAUUCACAUUUUGCAUUUGAAAUAGAUGUAAUAUUCUAAGUGGUAAUGAUAACUAGUGAAAUUAAGCCAUUGUUCACCAUGUUCCCUCUAUUGCAGGAUGAACGUAACCAGAUUUUGACAGCAUAUCUGUGGAUACGACAGGUGUGGGUAGACUCAUACCUCACCUGGAAUACAGAUGAUUAUGAUGGACUUGAUACCAUCCGUAUACCUAGUAGUUAUAUAUGGAGACCUGAUAUAGUCUUAUAUAACAAGUAGGUCGGACUGGUAUUGGGUUCAUCAGAGAGCUCUGUUGCUCCCACAAUACAUUCCACACAUCAACGUUGUUGUCAGUGUGAAGACACAAGCUGAACACUCCUUGAAGACAUUUAUUCACGGGAGUGUUCUGGUCGUUUUCUGCUUUUUAUACUGGGAAUCUGGGAAGUAACGGGCUGCAGGUAGCCUAGCGGUUAGAGUGUUUGGCCAGUAAAUGAAAGGUCGCCGGUUUGAAUUCCCGAGCCGACAAGGUGAAAAAUCUGCAGAAGUGCCCUUGAGCAAAGCACUUAACCCUAAUCUGCUCCAGGGGUGCCGUACUACUAUUGCUGACCCUGUAAAACAACACAUUUCACUGCACUUAUGUGACAAUAAAACAUCAAGGUUAUAAAAUGCAGAAACAAAGUGGAGGCAACCCAAAAAUAGCUAACUCUUUUCAUGAGGGGUUCGCUCUUCUUCCAUUGCUUUUCUUGUGCCUUUGGCUAGUCCUGCUAGUCAUGCCUGGUUGCCCGUCUGUUCUAAAAGGGUAAUGCAUGUCUUUCUUAGACUGUAUGAUAUUUACAUUGUUCGUCACUGUCUUCAUAUGAAUGGACUUCAGCCUCUGUUGAUCUAACACUAAACCAAUACUAGUAUAAUUCUUAACUGUGUGCUGCAAUCAACAGCUGUACAGUUUCUCUCUCUCUCUCUCUCUCUCUCUCUCUCUCUCUCUCUCUCUCUCUCUCUCUCUCUCUCUCUGUAUGUAUUUCAGUGCUGAUAGCCAUUUCACAGGCUCCAUGGACACUAAUGUGGUUAUCCGCCAUGAUGGCCAGAUCAUGUGGGACUCCCCGGUUAUCACCAAGAGCUCCUGUAAGGUAGACGUAUCCUUCUUCCCAUUUGAUGCCCAGCAGUGCAGAUUCACCUACGGCUCCUGGACCUACAACGGUAACCAGAUGGACCUCCAGAACGCUAUGGACCACGCCGACCUGGCUGACCUGGUAGAGAACGUGGAAUGGGAGGUGAAUGAAUUUAUAACUUUUAUUUGACCAAUUUAAAAUACAUAGAGUUGCAACAAUACACUCAUUAAAAAAAUCCUUGAUGAUAAAAACACAGUACAGUUAACAGAUUUAUUCCAUCGGGACCACGCUCUAACGUCUUAUCCUAUGUUUUGAACUCAGUGCAUCUUUUCCCCAAUGAAUGAAUAACUGAAUCACUUAUUGCCAUUGUGGUCCUGGUUCUCAGGUGCUGGGGAUGCCUGCCAAGAGGAACAUAAUUAUGUAUGGCUGCUGUGCUGACCCUUACCCUGAUGUGACCUACACUCUCCAACUAAAGAGGAAGGCUUCCUUCUACGUGUUCAACCUGCUCAUCCCAUGUGUGAUGAUCUCCUUCCUGGCUCCGCUGGGCUUCUACCUGCCGGCUGACUCUGGGGAGAAGGUGUCCCUGGGCGUCACCGUCAUGCUGGCUCUCACCGUGUUUCAGCUGCUGGUCGCUGAGACCAUGCCUCCAUCAGAGAAUGUGCCACUUAUUGGUGAGGGCAAUCAGGGGUAGACUGGGACCAGAAAUCGGCCCUGGCAUUUCUAACACACUGGCCCAUUCUUUUACUUGAGGCCCCCAUUAUUAGCCAGAUCAUGAUCAUUUAGAUAGUGAUAAUAAUACAUGUAUGUUCCCCUUUCAAUGUCCCACAGGAAAGUACUACAUAGCCACCAUGACCAUGAUUACAGCCUCCACGGCCCUGACCAUCUUUAUCAUGAACAUCCACCACUGUGGCCAGACGCCAAGCCUGUGCCCAAGUGGGCCAAGAUCUUCAUCCUGCAGGACAUGGCCAGGGUGUGCUUUGUGUAUGAAGUAGGGGAGAACUGCAUGUCUUUCCAGCCUGAGAAACAGGACCCACCACCUCAACCUACCUCUCAGCGGAGCAACAACUACACCACGAACGGACAAGCAGGUGGAAAGAGGUCAAGACGGCAUCACCCCCAAAAUAAUUGAGGAGACAGAGGAUCAGUUGAUGAGCCCCACCGGCUCCAUGGAGGGGAACCCCACCAACCACUACAUCGCCUGGAGAAACGGCAUGUUCAUGAGCAUGGACUGUGGGGACUCAACAGGGCCGGCCGCAGCCAGGAGGAGCCGGAAGGCUGGAGUGAGUGACGGAGUAGGAGUGAGUAGAGGGAGAGAGGAGGUGUGUAAGACCCAGUGCACCUGUCAGCAGCAGCAGCUCCUCAGAAAUAUUGAGUACAUUGCCAACUGUUACAGAGAUACGAGGGCCACCGUGAAAAGGACUGGGGAGUGGACGAAGGUGGCGAAGGUGUUGGACCGAUUCUUCAUGUGGAUCUUUUUCAUCAUGGUGUUUUCCAUGAACCUUCUCAUCAUGGGGAAAGCCAUCUAA
Messenger RNA from Coregonus sp. 'balchen', 5381 nucleotides. Lineage: Eukaryota; Metazoa; Chordata; Actinopteri; Salmoniformes; Salmonidae. The record is from the annotation of a GenBank genome assembly.